Rotaria sp. Silwood2 is the source of this 1197-nucleotide messenger RNA. Lineage: Eukaryota; Metazoa; Rotifera; Eurotatoria; Philodinida; Philodinidae. The record is from the annotation of a GenBank genome assembly.
AUGUCUAAGUGUUCGUUUUCUCUCCCUGUUAAACAAUUACUACAUCCAGGGGAAUCACAACGUGAUGAUCCUUCUGAUUGUUACGAUGUUUUUAUUAAAUUUCAAUCAGCAAAAAAUAUACCAAAAAUGGAUUUAAUUGGUCAUGCUGAUCCAUAUUUUGUAGCAAACAUUGAUGAAAAAAUUUCAUUUACAUCGACAAUUGUGCCCAAUACAGCAUCACCUCAAUGGAACGAUCACGAAUGGAUCGUUCGAAACAUACCUUCGACAGCAAAACUCUCUGUCAGUGUUUACGAUAAAGACGACAAAAAGCCUAUCGAUGAUUAUAUAGGUUCAUUUAAAAUUUUGAAUAUCGUGAAUUAUCAUCCACAUCUAGAUGGACAUACUAUCCGUGGCAUAUUAAAUCGAGAUCGCGGUCGCUUUUAUUUAUCGAUUAACGCAGUUAAAUCAAAUAAUGAAAGUCAACAACUUGCACGUUAUACGAACGAUAGUCCUUGCCGAUACUCUCGACAUGAUGAUACCAUUGCUGGUCAAUUCACCAAACUCAAUAACGAGCAUGUCUAUUCAACAUUUGAAAUACAACUAAGACGUAGUACAUAUUUUUUUCGUCAACAUGGUCGACAAUAUUGGAGUCGAGAUCAUGAUUUGGCUCAAAUCGUAUUCGGUACACAUCCACUUGGAUUGGUUACAAAAACUUCGGUUAAACUUGCACAUCGAGCACUCUAUGAGCAAACUGUAAAACAUAAUGAAAGUGGAGUACUACACAAUGGCGACGAGUUAUGGAAAUUAGUAUUCAUGGAUAAAACAACACAACGAAUUAAACCUUGCAUCUACACUUAUACUAUUGAUGAUAGUACAUGGAGAUUUAGUGAGACAAAUAAUAAAUGUUUUACUGACUAUGUGAGUAAACAUGUUGUACUAGCUGAUGCUUCCGAAUAUGUACUUUGCGCAGGCCAAUUUCAUCCUCGCCCUAAAUUCGGCUGGAAUCGAAGUAGUGAUGAUUGGGAGCUGGUGUUUGACAAUGCAUCCGGCACAUACACACCUGGUAUUCAUGUAUUAGAAAGUUUGAAAGAACUUCUGUUGUUUAAUUUUCCUGGCUUAAGUAUUGUCACGUAUAACUAUAAAGAUCCAUUGCUGAAAGAAAGUCUUGAACAAUUGAAACUGGCAGCUAAAAACUAUGAAAGCCAUGACAAAAUAUGA